This is a messenger RNA of Candida albicans SC5314, 2322 nucleotides long. RefSeq lists its product as uncharacterized. The transcript has a single exon. NCBI's taxonomy places the organism in Eukaryota, Fungi, Ascomycota, Pichiomycetes, Serinales, Debaryomycetaceae. The record is from RefSeq and is a predicted model, not a curated record. The coding region runs from base 1 to 2322 and encodes 773 amino acids.
AUGUCUGAACUAUAUUUUCUACGUCAUGGUGAACGAAUUGAUCACGCAUUACGAGAGGAUCCAGAUGCAAAGCCAAUAUUGGAAGAUUAUAAGCCAUAUGAUCCAUCAUUAUCACAAAAUGCCAUUCCACAGAUAGAGAAAUUAGUGGAUGAAAUUUGUUCAUUAACUCAAGCGUUCACUGAUUUGGAAUCUACACAACGUAAAAACGUCUUUAUUCAUUUCAGUCCGUAUUUGAGAUGUUGUCAAACUGCAGAUCUAUUAAUAACCGACUUGAAAGCUUCAUUAUUGAAAAAGUAUCCCAAUUAUAAAAUGAGAUUUCAGUUGUUAUGUGAUUUUGCCUUGAGUGAAUGGAUACAUGAUAAAAUGAAAAAUAAACCACCUUUUGUCGACUCAGAUGAUGCAUAUAAUAUGUACACCCCUAAUUUGAAAUCAUUGAAAAACAAAAGUGCCUGCUCAAUGUUUAGGCCAACUAUCACAUUAGGUCAAUAUAACGGUCUUGAUCUAAGUUACAAAGAUUAUCAAACUAGAUGCAAAGAUUAUUUCAAGAAAUUAUUGGCAACAUAUGAAAAACCAAUGUAUAUCAAAAACAAAGACAUCAUUAUCGUUGUAACACAUGGAUAUGCAGUGAACAACUUUCUAUCUUACUUUAUCAAUCAUCCGAUUUUCGAAGAACUUCCUGAAGCAAAAGCAAAUUUUGCUAAAAGAGUUUUGAAAGAUGAUAUCAAGGAUGUCGAAGACGAGAAUGAUCCUGCAAAUUAUACUUGGAAAUUGGUACACGAUGCCUUGGAUUUGAUUAAAGAAGAUGACGUAGAUACCACGUUGAAUCUAGAAACUGAUAUUGUAUACUACAAAACAAAUUUUAUUAAAAAAGAUGAGUUGGAUGUUCCCAAGAAGAAUCUAGUGGUUGAGGAGGACACUAAACCAAGACCUUCAUUCAAAAUCAAAGAAACUUCAGCUGCUUAUGAAAGUGGUAGAAAUCUACAGACAAGACAAACUUAUAUUUGUCCUGCUGCAAGGGACUGGGCCCCCAAUUUGAAACAUUUCCUUAUAAAAAACGAAUUUAAGGAGAAAAUAAUGAAUGAUGAAUCGUUUCGAAAACAUUAUAACAUAAGCAAUCAUCCUUCACGCCCUAUAAGUCCUGAAGUAUCCCCAAAUUCAGCACCAACAAGAUCAAAUUCGGUUAUUGAUUUGUCCAAAAUUGUCAGUAAUGAUGACCUACAACCCAUGAAAUUAAAGUACUCACACACUUCAGAAAUACCAAUGCAUAAGAUCAACUCAAGAGUGAAUUCACAAGUAAAUCUUUCUUCGUUUGGGAAAGGGUCAUUUCCUCAACCUAACGGUUCCAAUACCGAUAUUUUCAGGACCAACAGUGGAUCACGUGGUUCAUCGAAAGAAGGUUCCACCACUGAUUUACCAAGAUACAUUUCCUCAAUGCAGAAUCGAAGUAGAUCCAGUUCUAAUCCUAUGACGCAUGUUCAUGUUGCACAUAACGCCAAAGAUUCAUAUUUCCCAUCUACCAUAUUAGGCAGAGUCAAGUCUCCAGAAUCAGAUGUUUCGAUAGAUUCUUUGGGCGAGCCUAUACCGGAGGAGCUCGAUAGUGUCCUUCAAGCAUAUCAACCAACUCUUAAUGAACCGGCGGGAAGAAAUUCGCCUAUCGAGUCUUUGAAUAGAGCCAGAUCCUUGAAUAAAAGAAGAACAAAUAAUCCACUUUUCUCAUCCUCCACCCAAAGAAAACUGCAACAGCUGUUGUUCCAACCUUCUUUAACUCAACUCAGCAAAGUAAAUCGACAAAGAUCGCUCAGUUCAGGUGGUGAAAAUAGACCUGGGCUGCAACAGAAGCUACAACGUCAUUAUGGGAAAGAUAACACUUAUGAAGAUGACGGCGAUUCAGAAGAAGAAGAGGAAGAAUCAAAUGAAAUUACUGACGAAGAGGACGAUUCUAACAAUUCAAACGACGGAAACUUGUUCUCGUUGUCUUUCAAUUCAUCACAGAAAAAGUCAACGCUUGAAAAAGCAAAACUGACAUCACCUCUGAAAUCUACUGGAAAACGUUCAAGAAAGAAUUCAUUCAAAUAUAAGCCAACAACUUCUACUAAAGAUACCGGAGCUAAAAGUCGUCCAAUAUUUUACAACUUCGACAGUAGUGGUGACUCUUCAUCUGAAGAAGAAGAACAAGAAGAUCAGGAUACUCGUAAGGAUGAUGAAGAACAAGAUGAUAUGCUGAUGACAAAGGAAAGUAAGGAUAAAUUUGUGCUGCAAAAGAGUGAAAACAAAGUGGAUGGGGAUUCUGAUUAUUUUUGGUUCGGUAAUAAUAAUAAAUAG